GUCUGUCAGGACCCUGUUGGAGCUCUGUGCAGUGCCCAGUGACAAGCUUCACUCACGCUCUGUCCUGCCACAACCACACAAAUGGACAACAAGAAGAAUUUCAAGAAGGAAGUCUUACCCCAUUAUUCAAAGACAUUAACAUCAGUCGUGUCUCUCGCUGAUAUCGCCAUUCGUGUUUCUGACACAGCUCUCAGUGAGACUGACGAGAGAAGAUUCAGAUUCGAGGUGGAAGAAGCUCACUCUGAAAUUCAGAAGGCAGUGCAAGGAGGGGAGAAGGUCAGAGGUCAGGUGGAUCGUAAGACCGAAGAUAUUGCAGCAAAGAAUCCUGACUCUGAAAUAGAAAGCUUGAGAAAACAGCUGGAGGAUGUGGACAAGCAAUUAAUAGCAGAGGAAACUGAGAAAGACAAGACCAGAGAUGAACUUUAUCGUGCCCAGGCUCAGCUGUUGCACACGACAGAAACUCAGGACAAAGCUAAUGUGAAGAAAGCAGAGAAAGAAACUCUUCGUAACCUGGGCUAUGGUCUGCUUAUCAUCCCCUUCAUCGGAAUCCCGAUGGUUCUCAGCACUUCCAAAGAAAUCAAGCGUUGUGAGGAUACCAUUCAAAAUACAACAGCAGCCAAGGGAGUUUUGGAGAAGGAAUGUGAUGAGGAGAGAUACAAACUGGAAAAGUGUUCCGAAAAGAUAAAGGAUCUGAAAGAUAAGCAAGUGGAUUAUGAGUGGACUAUGGAGAGGGAGAGAGCAGAAUUGAAGAGAAGGAAAGAAGAGGGAGCUGAGCUGUUUGAUACACAGAAAAAUAGAGUCCAGGCUCAGUUUGCCCAAUCUCCCUUCCUGGGACAGUCCUGCCGUCCCAGUUACAAGGCUGGGGAGCCUUUGCUGCACUCACUCAGUGGCAGUGAUCCCUUCCCUGAGUAA
Hemiscyllium ocellatum (epaulette shark) is the source of this 912-nucleotide messenger RNA. RefSeq lists its product as uncharacterized. Lineage: Eukaryota; Metazoa; Chordata; Chondrichthyes; Orectolobiformes; Hemiscylliidae. The record is from RefSeq and is a predicted model, not a curated record. Bases 82 to 912 code for a protein of 276 amino acids. The transcript has 3 exons.